GACUCCAUCGCCUGUCGACUCUCAGUCAAGAGUCAGAAGACGGUUGUAAUGGAGUCUCAAUUACCGCAAGAAUAUAUCGAAAGUAUGCAUAAAAUGGAGGCACAAAUGGCUCAAAGACCUUAUACGCCAAGAGAUGAGACCCAACAACCAGUUGCGCCCAAAUUCAUGACAAAAAUUAAAAAUUUAGACAAAUUAGAGGGCGAUUCCGCACAUUUCGAGUGUAGAUUAGAGCCCAUCAAUGACUCUACUAUGAGAGUCGAGUGGUAUUUAAAUGACCAGCCGUUAAGCACUGGCUCACGAAUUCAUACAAUUAACGACUUUGGAUAUGUUGUACUGGAAAUUGAUUGGCUUUUCCCACGCGAUUCCGGUGUUUAUAAAUGUGUGGCCACUAAUGCCUGGGGUUCGGACACAACGCAGGCUGUGGUGAACGUGAAGGCCAAAAAGGAUAUCGUAGUCGACAGUCAAUUGCCUCCCGGAGUGUCGUCACAGCUCUGGAAGCGUCAGGAAUACGCUCUCAUUCAGGAGGGCUUAUCCGAAGAUGUGUCGCAACAAAUGCCACGAUUUGUCACAGAAAUGAAAUCAUUGGAUCACUUGACAGAAGGCGAUAACAUUCACUUCGAGUGCCGACUCGAGCCCAUAAGCGAUGGCCAGUUGACCGUUAAGUGGCUCCAUAACGGGCAGCCCUUGCGCUCCGGCCAUCGGCACAAAGCUAUACACGACUUUGGUUUUGUCUCUCUCGACAUACUGUCUGCAUAUCCAGAGGAUUCUGGAGAAUAUAUUUGUCGCGCGAAAUCACCGAAAGGCGAGACUGAGAUCAGGGCUACAGUGAAAGUGAAGGCCAGACCUUCACUGAUAACGACUUCCCAAUUGCCGACAGAGAUGUCAUUAGCGAUCAACCGAAUGAUAGAAACGGAGUCUUCAACACAAUUAAUCGAGACGACCGAAGAGGAGAUUAGAAGAAUGGCACCAAAUUUUGUGUUAAAACCCGAACCGUUGGUUGUGUUAGAGGGAGAGUGCGCUAAAUUUUGUUGUCGGCUAAUCGGGAGCCCAAAGCCCAGAGUGUUGUGGAGUAUUGGCGGCAAUACUGUGGUUCACGGAUCGCGUUAUAAACUCCGUUACGACGGUAUGUAUCACUUGGAGAUUCCCAAAGCGCGUCAAUACGAUAAGGGAAUACUCGAAGUGUACGCCAAGAAUGCGGUCGGAGAGGCCUAUUGUAGCACCACUUUCGACGUCAAGGCCCGCAACGAUGACUACCGACUCGUUCUCAAACAUUCGCCCAAACCGUAUUACGACGACGAUGUGGCCAAAUAUCAAAUCGAGAGACAAAACUCAGAGUUGGAAAAGGUUUUCGAAGAGAGACUGACUCCGGGCGGCACCGAAGAGAUGGUGUGGUAUACGGGACAAGUGGACCAACAGAAUCGCGUCAAAAUCAGAGACACUGUCAAAGACGACACCACUAUUGACUCGGAUGUGACGCUUUGCAUGAAACAGACGCCCGACGUUCAGACCGCCGACCAAAUGGCGGCAAAACCCAAGAGAAUAUUCAUUAAAUCGCAAACAAAGCCCAAAGAGAUUGGAGAAGAAGUUCCGCCAAUUGUUGCGCCGGAAGUGAAAACUGUUGACAAACGUCAGCCAAUUGUGACCGAAGAAAAGGUAAGCGAAAAGAAGCAACAAAUCGUUGAGAGAGAAGCUGUGACUCCGGAGAGUGUUAUUCACGGCAAAGAAGUUGUCGUUCAGACACAGAAACAGACCCUAAAACAGGAGACGGCCGACGAGGAGAUCACUCGACACAUGCGAGAGACUGAAAGCGUAGAUCACGAGCACAAGUCUGUCAUCAAACAGCGCAAAGUGAUUGGAAAAGUGGCCGAAACUAAGGCACCGAUGUUUACGCGAAAGAUAGCCCCGUGUCGUACGUACGAGAAAUGUGAGGCCCGUUUCGAGUGCACGUUCGCCGGUCUUCCCCUUCCGACCAUCACUUGGUUUCGGGAGAACUUUCCCAUUCAGGACUCACACGACUUCAAUAUAAUAACAACUGAAAACACUUCAGUUCUUGUGAUCCGUGAGGUAUACGUCGAGGACUCGGGUAUAUUCAGCGUUAAAGCCGAGAAUAGGGGCGGUUCUGCCAAAUGCUCAGCAAAUUUGAUUGUUGAAGAACAUCGGGAAAUCAAAAGCGGAGAUUUCAUUCCUCCGUGUUUUGUGAAGACAAUCCAAUGCGUGACCACAAAAGUGGGUCAAUUGAUCCGAUUGGACGCCAAGAUUAGCGGCUCUAAACCGAUGGACGUGUAUUGGCUAAAGAAUGGCGAAAGGAUUCAACAAACAAAGAGACAUAAGAUGGUUGAGGACGAAGACCAGUACACACUACUCAUCAUUGAGGCCGAGACCAGUGACGGCGGCUCUUAUGAAUGCGCGGCCAUUAAUAAGGCGGGAGAGGCUCACUGUAUCGCUCAGGUGCUCAUCGAAGAGCAGGUCAUUAUCCGGCAAUUGUCCAAAGAAGAAAUGGUACCCAAACUACUGGAACCGCUGCACGACGUGGUUGUGAAAGAAGGACAGUCCGCUCUUUUCAAAUGUCGAAUAAGCGGAACGUCUUGUAAAUAA
Medioppia subpectinata is the source of this 2595-nucleotide messenger RNA. The record is from the annotation of a GenBank genome assembly. Lineage: Eukaryota; Metazoa; Arthropoda; Arachnida; Sarcoptiformes; Oppiidae.